Girardinichthys multiradiatus is the source of this 2064-nucleotide messenger RNA. It is a transcript of the gene cdcp2, whose product is annotated as CUB domain containing protein 2. Lineage: Eukaryota; Metazoa; Chordata; Actinopteri; Cyprinodontiformes; Goodeidae. The transcript is spliced from 6 exons. Bases 1 to 1707 code for a protein of 568 amino acids. The record is from RefSeq and is a predicted model, not a curated record.
AUGAAUUUUUCAAAGUCCUAUUACCUCAAGGCAGUGCACUGUGACAUUACAGUUGUGUCUCAGCUGGAAAAGCAGUCGAGGUUUGAGAAAAGCCGAAUCCACAAUAACAAUAUGGGUCUCGGGGUGGCUAUACUGAUUCGUUUACUAUUGCUGGUUGACAGGGCUUAUACUAAAAAAGGUGUCAAAUGUGGAGGAAUCCUCUCUGCUCCAUCUGGUAACAUCUCCAGUCCAAACUUCCCAGGCCUGUAUCCCUACAACAUUGACUGCUCCUGGCUGAUCGUGGUGGCUGAGGGCUCCUCGGUCCUCCUCACCUUUCACCACUUUGAGCUGGAGUACCAUACCAGCUGUGCUUACGACUAUAUCAAAAUAUACAAUGGCAUAUCUGAGGACGAGGGGAACCUCCUUGGGAUAUUUUGCGGUGACAUUUCCCCACCUCAGUUCACUUCCUCUUGGAAUGUCAUGUCCAUUAUCUUCCAUUCCGACCGCCAUGUGGCCAAGAGGGGCUUCAGUUUUGGCUACAGAAAAGAUAUGUGUGGUGGGGUGUUGACCGGACUAUCAGGUAUCAUCUCCAGUCCAGGCUACCCUCAGGACUACAGCAACAAUGCAGAAUGCUCCUGGACAAUCCAUGUGUCAAACACAAGUGUUGUCACCUUGGUCUUCUUGGACUUCCAACUGGAGAACAAUGAGGGAUGUAAUUUUGACUUUGUUGCCCUGUUCGAUGGGCCAACAGUUACCCACCCCCAUCUCGGCAAAUACUGUGGGACGGAUAAACCCCCCAACACAGUCACAACUGCUAACCAACUUAUGUUCGUCUUCAAGUCAGAUUUCAAUAUUGGAGGACGGGGCUUUAAGGCUUACUAUUACUCAGGUGAAUGCCAACAGGCCCUGUCAGCUGUGAGCGGCAACUUCAGCAGCCCACAUUUUCCCAACAUCUACCCGAACAACAUCAACUGCCACUGGAGCAUCACCCUGGAAGCUGGGUAUCGCAUCAAGCUCUUCUUUCCUGUUGUGGAACUGGAGGGCCGCAACAGCCUGUCAGACGAGUGUGACUACGACUCUGUGUCGGUGUACGACGGGGACAGCCAGGCAGACGCCCUGAUAGGACGAUGGUGUGGCAGGGAGCGGCCCCCUUCUCUCAUCUCAAAGGGGAACAAGUUGCUGGUUGUCCUCAGCACAGACAGAAAUGAAGCUCACAGAGGGUUCACCGCUUCUUAUCUAGGAGUGGUGCCUGUGAAUGUUAGCUGCACGAGAUCAGAGUUUACCAUCCUGAUCCCUCAACAGUCCUUACCUCAGCUGGACCGCGAGAGCAUUUACCUUGGAAACCCAACAUGUGCAGCUCAGCUAACAACCUCCUCAUAUAAAAUACUGGCUCAGUUUGUUAACUGUGGUACAGCCAGCCAGAAACACUGGAACAUCACCAUGCUGGUGAACAAGCUCUACAUUGAUUUCUCUGAUGGGAAGCAGCAAAACAUACAAGAAUACAAGGUGCAGUGCGAUGCCUUACGGAAGGUCGCGUCUGUGUCAAUCAUUUCUGCAGAGGAGCGGCGGCUGGAGGAGCAGGCCCAGCAGGCGGACAGCGACAGCAGCGGUUACGCAGCAGCACCAGAACCAGAAGCCCAUGACUUGAGUGAUAUUGUCUUCAUCAGCAUCUGUGUUCUGGCUGUAAUCCUCAUGGUGAUAGCUAUUGUUUGGUUGGUGCUUCUUUAGUGAGGUACACAAAGAUUAUCAGCAUUUUUUUUAAAUUCAGGUCUCAACUAAUUUUUUUAUAAAAAAAAUUAAAAAUGUAAGAAAAAUAAUAAUUUUAUAAUAUUAACACUGCCCUCUAAGCAGAAGUUUGUUGCAAAUCUGUCUUCUCAUCUAAAAACAAAGACAUUUAUUAUUAUGAAGCACUGCAUGUAAUGUGUAGAAACGUUUCUAAACGUGUUAUAAUAGUCCCAAUUUUGGUAACAAAUGUUCAAACUAUGUGAAGAUUCCUUCACAUAGUUUUGUAUUUUUGGUUGUUGGGGAAGCCUUUUAUGGGAGGUGUCGUACCCAUCAUGUGUUGAUGCGUGCCUGCAAUGGGGA